Messenger RNA from Symbiodinium pilosum, 2034 nucleotides. The record is from the annotation of a GenBank genome assembly. NCBI's taxonomy places the organism in Eukaryota, Dinophyceae, Suessiales, Symbiodiniaceae.
AUGGCUGCUGAUGGGCAAGAUCCGCAUGAGGAGAGCAUAAAGGUUUGCUGCAGGUUCCGACCACAAAAUCAGUUGGAGAAAGAGCAGAGCGGCCGGAUCUGUGUCACAAUCAAUGGAGAUGGCACUUCCGUGUAUGUACCCUCCAUCGACAACAGCUUUGUUUAUGAUCGGGUCUUUGGAGUCGACGCGACACAGAAGGAGGUGUAUGACUACGCGGCCAAGCCUAUCAUCAAUGGCGUGCUCCGUGGCUUCAAUGGAACAGUAUUUGCAUAUGGUCAGACAUCUUCUGGCAAGACCCACACCAUGGAGGGACCAGAUAUCGAAGAUGAGAUCCAGAUGGGUGUCAUUCCAAGGAUGGUGUGGUCAAUAUUCGAUGGGAUCGACCACGCAGCAGACUACAUCGAAUUCCUGGUGAAGGUAUCCAUUGUUGAGAUCUAUAACGAACGUAUUCGUGACUUGCUGGAUCCAAAGAAGGACAACUUAAAAAUCCACGAGGACAAGGCUCGGGGUGUCUUUAUCGGCGAAGUCACCGAAACAUAUGUGGGGUCUGAACAGGAGAUUUUUGACAUGAUGAAAGCUGGCAAGUACAAUCGUGCAGUUGCAGAGACUAAUCUGAAUGAGCAUUCGUCAAGGUCACACCUGAUCUUCAUGCUUACCAUCGAGCAGAAGAACCUGCAUGACCGCUCCGUGAAGGUUGGUAAAUUACAUUUGGUGGAUCUUGCUGGGAGCGAGAAGGUUGCCAAGACAGGGGCGUCUGGUGAGCGGCUGGAUGAGGCCAAGAACAUCAACCGGUCACUUUCGGCUCUUGGCAACGUGAUCAACGCACUUACUGACCGCAAGUCGAACCAUGUUCCUUACCGCGAUUCCAAGCUGUCAAGAGUCUUGCAGGAGUCACUCGGAGGCAACGCGAAGACUUCAUUGAUCAUCACAUGCUCUCCUUCGUAUUUCAACGAGCAGGAGACCGUCAGCACACUACGCUUCGGUCAACGCGCCAAGAUGAUCAAGAACGUGGUGAAGGUUAACCACGAACGCUCUGUGGAGGAGCUGAAGCUUCUGUUGCAACGGCGAGACCAGGCAGUGUCAGAACUCCGCGGUCGUGUUCACCUGCUGGAACAAUUGCUUCAGUCUAACGGGAUCGCGGUACCAGAGGACAAAAGCUCGGCGGUUUUUCUACCUGCUGGCGCGGUACCGACUCCAGUCGACGAAGUGCAAAGCGCCGAGCUUGAGGAGCAGCUGCAGGAGCUCCGAGGUAAGCUCAAAACGUCAGCGGAGCAGCUGUGUGAGGCGAACAGGGAGAAGGAAGAGCUGCAGUCGCAGCUGCGAGUGGCAGAGGAUGAAAAGCAUCGACUGACGAUGCAAGCUAUGGACGCACAAAAUGACCGCGAAAGUAUCGAAUAUGAGAGGAACGAACAGGUGUCUGAGCUGGAGAAAUUGCGAAAUGAAAAAACCUGGCUGUCACAAGAGCUGGAGGAGCUGACCAAGAGCCACCAGAAUCUUAUCCAGUCAACUGCCGCGACUACGCCAACCAAUAAAGGGCCCAUGGUUUGUUCUCGCUGCCGGGCGUCUUCAACUGAGGACAAAGAUCCGGAGCGGCCUUUGAAGAGAAAGGUCUCCCAACUGGACAAAAACCUGGAGCAGCUCACAGUGAUGUACCACAAGUUGGUUGCUCAAAACAGUGGGCUGAAGGUCGAAGUUGCAGAAAGCGACAAAAAGAUCGAGCGCAAGGAUCAGCGUAUUCAACAACUGGAAAGGAACCUGCGUGAGGCGAAGCAGAAGUACGAAAAACUCUUGACGCAAUGUGCGAAUCUCACUGCAAUGAUUGACGUGAGAGGGCGCAAGAACUGUACAUGUGGCGCGACUGGCAGCAGUUCACAGGCACCUUUUUCUGCAUGCACAGCGGGUUCCCUUGAGUCGGUCAGACGCUGUUCGUUUGCAUCCGCUUGUGUCUGCAAAGCUCGUGCACAGCGUUGGCAAGCCUCCACACAACAUUCGGAACUGUCCUGGACUGUUUGGAGGGGGUUGCUGUCAUUAUAA